Messenger RNA from Pomacea canaliculata, 1539 nucleotides. RefSeq names its product zinc finger matrin-type protein 2-like. Gene Ontology annotation, molecular function: nucleic acid binding; zinc ion binding. NCBI's taxonomy places the organism in Eukaryota, Metazoa, Mollusca, Gastropoda, Architaenioglossa, Ampullariidae. The transcript is spliced from 6 exons. Gene Ontology annotation, biological process: mRNA splicing, via spliceosome. Bases 212 to 802 code for a protein of 196 amino acids. The record is from RefSeq and is a predicted model, not a curated record. Gene Ontology annotation, cellular component: U4/U6 x U5 tri-snRNP complex; spliceosomal complex.
UUUCGAAGAUUCAGAUUGUUCGAACGUGGUGAAAUAUCGAAGCUUAGUUUAGUUUUACUUAUACUGGUACAUAUAAGUUUAAAAAAAUAAUACAUAUGUGUAAUCUUUACUGUACUUGUUGUAUAGUAGUUGUGUAAUUAUUAAUACGUUCAUCUACAUAGCUGGAGCACGUUUGUCAGCCGUUGAUCUAUUGUUGAAGACUUUCUCAGUCAUGUCGGCAUACGAAAAUCCAGUUGCUGAUCACCGCCGCAAGUGGGACAGAGAGGAAUAUGAAAGACUGGCGAAGGAGAGACUCAGCCGUGAAAAUGAAGAACCAGAUAAAGACGUUCCAGUAAGAAGAGAGCUACUAAAGCCACGAGAUUAUAAGGUUGAUCUCGACUCCAAGCUUGGAAAAUCUGUUGUUAUCACAAAAACCACUCCAGCAUCCCAGCAGGGCGGAUACUACUGCAAUGUGUGUGAUUGUGUGGUCAAAGACUCCAUUAAUUUUUUGGAUCACAUCAAUGGCAAAAAGCAUCAGAGAAACCUGGGAAUGUCUAUGAAAAUUGAGAGGUCUUCUCUUGAUCAAGUCAAGCAGCGGUUUGAAAUGAACAAGAAAAAGAAGGAGGAGAAGAAGAAAGAGUAUGAUUUUGAAGAACGAAUGAAAGAAAUCAAAGAAGAGGAAGAGAAGGCUAAGGCUCACAAAAAGGAGAAGAGAAAAGAACGGAAAAGGAAAGCUGAUGAAGAUGAUGAUGCUGAUGGUGAUCCUGAUAUGGCUGCAUUAAUGGGUUUCUCUGGCUUUGGAUCUUCAAAGAAAACAAAGUGAUCUUAGCAUCAUCAUUGAUAUUUUAUUGUUGUGCUGUUAUCACCUUAUCAUGAAAGCUUUGAAAUAUGUGCAUGCCAGAAGCAGUUUUCUGCAAGUUGGCACAGAGUCCGUGUGUGUUGUUUUGGGGUGCAGAUGGUAGAUGGGUGGGCAGGUGUAUCUGUGGAGUGGGCAACAAAAGUAACAAUCCCUUGAUUGAAAUAAAGUCUACUACUAUAACUCUUCAAAGAAGUACUUGUCUAUAGUGUCCAAUUAUAAAUAAUUUUUAGAAGAGGAUGUGCAUGUGCAAAAGCUUUGUAUGUGAAGGGGAUGCAUGUUCAUGUAUCAUGUUUUUAUAAGUGCUUGAUUUUUGCAAUCAUAAGACAUUUUUGCAGUUAUAAGACAUUCAUGAGGAAACUAUUUUGGAAGCUAGAUGUUCACUGAAGAUGUAUGAAGAAUUGUAGACUUGAAAUUGUUCAUGAGACAUGAAAAUUGCUUGAAAGAAUAACACAUUUCAGACUUUUUAAUUUAGCCUUUAGGCAUCGAGAAAAUGCUAAUCAUUCUUUAAUUUAAAAAUUGUUCCACAUUAUACAAAUUGGGAAAGAAACAUUGCCAAAAGUACUGUAAAAAUUAGGCUGGCUAUAAAUUAAAGAAAUUAUAUUUUGACAAAAAAAGUCAUCAUUCUCAAUUUCUCACAUUUUAUUGCAAAAUUUUCUUCAUAUGCAAAGAUUAAGUGAAUUCUUAAAUAUUUCCUCAAACCA